This is a messenger RNA of Malassezia japonica, 1521 nucleotides long. RefSeq lists its product as uncharacterized. Gene Ontology annotation, biological process: transmembrane transport. Gene Ontology annotation, molecular function: transmembrane transporter activity. The record is from RefSeq and is a predicted model, not a curated record. NCBI's taxonomy places the organism in Eukaryota, Fungi, Basidiomycota, Malasseziomycetes, Malasseziales, Malasseziaceae. Gene Ontology annotation, cellular component: membrane. Bases 1 to 1521 code for a protein of 506 amino acids. The transcript has 2 exons.
AUGUCUGGGCCGCCCGUCCAGUCCGAAAAGGCCUCCGUGAUGGGUUCCGAUGAACAGUAUGCGACGAGCCAGCACCAUGUUGAUCAUACGGGCGCCGCCGCGAUCGUUCCUGAGGAAGAAGUGAGCGACAAAGAGCGCCGUCAAGUCCUUCGCAAGCUCGAUUGGCUGCUUCUUCCGCUUGCAAGCGGCUGCGUCCUCCUCCAGAUGCUUGACAAGACACUCCUUAACUAUGCGAACCUGAUGAAUUUCCAGCACGAUAUUCAUAUCGCCAAGCAGGAUUACGCCUGGCUCGGUAGUAUCUUCUACUUUGGCUAUCUCGCCGGCACGCCGCUGCAUGCAAUGGCCCUGCAAAAGUUCACGCUGAGUCCCUAUAUCUCGAUCAUUGUUGUGAUUUGGGGCGUGGUGCUUGCGUGCCACGCUGCGGCUAUGAACAACAGCGCAUUCUUAGCGGUGCGCUUCUUCCUGGGAUUCUUUGAAGCUGCUAUCAACCCCGGCUUUAUCUUGCUCACUGGCCGAUUCUAUACGCGCAAGGAGCAGGUCAUUCGUGUGGCAAUCUGGUACUCCAUGAAUGGCUGGGCUAUGAUUGUCGGUGGCUCGAUGACCUACGGUAUUCUGAUCCACCCUGCACCGCUGAUGUACCGAUGGCAAGAAAUGUUUGUGGGUGUCGGCGUCGUGACUAUCGCGUUCGGCAUCCUGUGCUUCUUUAUCAUGCCUUCUUCGCCUGAAACGACACGCUACCUCAAUGAGCGCCAGCGUGGCGUUGCCGUAUUGCGUGUUGCGUCCAACAAGUCGGGCAUUCACGAUAGUGAGUUCAAGAGGUAUCAGGCCAUUGAGGCUAUCAAGGAUAUCCGCCUCUACAUCUUUUUCCUGGCUUUUUGCACAGUGAACAUUUCCAACGGCGGUAUCAGCAUUUUUGCCAGCCAGAUUAUCAACAGUUUCUACGGCGAUAAUAAACCCCUAGCGGCCCUGUUGGGUAUGUGUCAAGGUGCUGGCGAGGUUGUUGCCGUGUUCAUUGGUACUGCGAUCUUUAUUAUGAUCAAUCGCCGAGACAUUCCCUGCUUGUUCGGCUACGUGAUCGGCAUUGUGGGCGGUGUGAUGAUGACAGUGCUGAGUGAGGCUCAGAAUGACGCGCGUGUUGCGGGUCUCGCACUGCUGUACUUCUUCCCAGUAUCUUACCCCAUGUUCUACAGCUGGAUGAGCGGCGCGGUAUCGGGCACAACGAAGCGUAUCGUUUUCAAUGCUACCCUGCAAGUGGCAUACUGCGUCGGCAAUAUCAUCGGCCCUCAAGUAUACCAGUCCAAGGCAAUUCCGCAAUAUACGGCGGCCAAGACAGUGGACUUCGUCAUGUUCGCAGUUUCGGCCGGAUUCGUAAUGUGCCUCACUACGGUUCACUGGCUUUGGAACAGAAAGCGUGAUGCCAUGGGUACCAAGCUGGAUGGACAAGAUCAGGAUCAUCAGUUGGACAUGGACCUGUCCGAUCUCACUGACAAGGAGCGGCCGACUUACCGCUACCCCUACUAA